CUGACAGAAUGGCUCCGGUGAACCAGCCAAAGGAUAAGCAAGAGAGGACACAUGAGCAUUGGGCGGAAGAGGCAAAAUCAGCUGGGAAGAGGAAACCGGACUACGAGGAACUAGGGAAUGAGCCACAAGCAAAGAAGUUGGUUGUGAGAAAAACAUCCAAACCCGCAGAGAAAAUUGGUUGGAGUGGAGGUGGGUCCGUGGUGAGAAACAACAGAGUCCUUUUCCAUCAGCUGGAGCGGCAGCGCAGCAUUGUUCAUUAUGUCUACCAGAACAUGCUGGGAGGCUCCAUUCGGGCACAGCUCAGACAGUGUCUGCAGCUGCCUUUUCUGCGUUCUCUCGCCUCAUACCGCCUCUUUCGAACAGCAAGUCCCUUUGACAGGAGAGUGACAUGCCUGGAAUGGCAUCCAACACACCCCAGUACUGUAGCUGUUGGUUCCAAAGGUGGAGACAUCAUCCUUUGGGACUAUGAAGUACUUACUAAAACCUGCUUCAUAAAAGGGAAAGGGCCAGGAGAUUCUCUUGGAGACAUCAAGUUCAGUCCUUAUGAGGCAGUGAAGCUUUAUGUGGCAUCAGGGGAUGGCACCCUAAGUCUGCAGGACCUUGAGCGCAGAGCGGUGCAGGUGAUCUCCCGUGCACCGGACUGUGGCCAUGAGCACCAUAAUGUUUGUUGCUGGUACUGCAGUGUUGAUGUUUCUGCAAGCUGCCGUGCAGUGGUGACAGGUGAUAAUGUGGGCAACGUGGUCCUGCUCAGCACUUCUGGUAAAGAGAUUUGGAAGCUGAAAUUGCACAGGAAGAAGGUGACUCAUGUGGAGUUUAACUCCCGGUGUGAGUGGUUGUUGGCCACAGCGUCUGUGGAUCAGACAGUCAAAAUCUGGGACCUCAGAAACAUCAAAAACAAAAUGAAUUUUCUUCAUUUGCUUCCUCAUGACAAACCUGUCAAUGCAGCUUACUUCAGCCCAACAGAUGGUGCCAAACUCCUGAGCACAGACCAGCGCAGUGAAAUCAGGGUUUACUCAUCUUCAGACUGGACCAAGCCACAGCAUCUAAUCCCACAUCCACACCGGCAGUUUCAGCACCUCACGCCUAUUAAGGCAACAUGGCAUCCUCGCUAUGACCUCAUUGUAGCAGGUCGCUACCCAGACCCCAAGUUCCCAGGGUACACAGUGAACGAGCUACGAACUGUUGAUGUAUUUGAUGGAAACACCGGGGAGAUGGUUUGUCAACUCCAUGAUCCAAAUGCUUCUGGUAUAAUCUCGCUCAAUAAAUUUAACCCUAUGGGAGACACGCUGGCUUCUGGCAUGGGCUUUAAUAUUCUGAUCUGGAGCCGGGAGGAGAUGGUGGCCAAGAAGCAAGAACACCUUUUGAAAGCCAUGACAGAACAGGGGAUUGGAAGCUGGAGUUUGUCUAGACGUGGAGGGCAGAGGCAGACAAACCCUGGCACGAGCAAACUCAAAGCUAAUUUACUGUCUUGGGAGCUGGAAGAGACGAGAGCAAAAAGCAAUGACUCUAAAUCACAGGGAAGGAAGCGAAAAGGGAAGGAUCUAGAGAACUGAUUUAGUAUUUUGAUCCUUUCUGGAUCACAGGGUACAAAUUCAGCGUUGGCAAUGGGCAGUAUAAGCUGUGCAGGGCAUUAGACCUGUACUUUGUCCUUCCUCCCUGGAUCUGAUCUUGCUUCCCUGAUUCCCUUUGCUUCUC
Molecule: messenger RNA, 1695 nt
Organism: Balearica regulorum gibbericeps (East African grey crowned-crane)
Lineage: Eukaryota; Metazoa; Chordata; Aves; Gruiformes; Gruidae
Source: RefSeq, a predicted model, not a curated record